Messenger RNA from Parascedosporium putredinis, 1212 nucleotides. The record is from the annotation of a GenBank genome assembly. Lineage: Eukaryota; Fungi; Ascomycota; Sordariomycetes; Microascales; Microascaceae.
AUGGCCGCCGCCAAACGUACCAAGGCCGCCCCCACCGACGAGGUCGACGAGCUCUUCGAGGGCAUCGGCCCCGACACCGCCAAGAAGCCGUCCAAGCCCAAGCCAACCUCGGCCGCCGCCAAGGCCAUCGCCGACCACGACAUUCUCGCCGAGCUCGAGAACGAGCUGUCCUCCCAGAAACCCCCUCCCGCCCCCACACCCCGCGCGUUCGAGAUGCCGCCGUCCACGGAGAGCGCCACCUCCUUGCGUGCGAGCUUCACCCCGAGCGCCACAAGCUCCGAUCUGCAGGAAUCCGAGAAGAAGGGCGCCGUCUCUAGCGGCGAGCAGCAGCAGCAGCAGCAGCAGCAGCAGCAGCAGCAGCACGCCGCUGCCGCAUCCGCACAAGGCGCUGCUGUCAAGGAUUUGCAGCAGAGCGAAGAGGCCAAGAAGUGGACGGAUCAGGUCAAGGGCAAUGUGACUGUCCUUCGAGGAUUCGGUGACGAACUUCGACACCGCGCCAUGCCCACGUUCACCAACAUCCUCCACACCCUCGCCCCACCCAUUAGCUCCCACGAGCGUCUCCACAUCCACAUCACCCACGACCUCGUCGGCUACCCCUCCCUCGAUCCCAUGAUCCACGACGUCUUCGCCCGCGUCAUGUCCCAAGUAGAAGGCGGCGACCUCCUCGUCAUCCAGCGCGGCCACGAGAUGACGGGCCGCCGCGCCGCCGGUGCCGAAUCGGCCGGCUGGCGGGACGGCCCCUGGUGGCGCGCCGUCGACCCCCGCGCGACUUGGGCAUCGUCAAGGGCCUGCGCGAAGGCACGAAGCUCUGCCGCGCCAACGCCGAGAGCCCGCAUCCGCGCCACCGAGCCCCUCAGCUCCACGAACCCCGUGCGCACGUCCGAUCUCUUCCUCUCCGUGCAGGCCGUCGGCGUCGACUCCGACGCCACCCUCUUCGCCCGCCCCGCCGCCGUCGAAAAGGAAAAGGAGGACUCCACCGUCGAGGCCCAGGACCGCCCCGACGAGCUCGUCUGCUUCGCCGUCUUCAUCCUCGACCCCUGGGUCGCCGAGUGGGUCGAAGAGACCUUGUCCCUCUCCACCGGCGUCGUCGCCCAGCGCUACGUCGCGAGGAGAAUGGGCGUCGGCGAGGGCGGUAUCGGCCGCGGCAAGAAGAAGAUUGAGGACCUUGUCCAGGAUGGCGCCGGCGAGGCUGCUAGGGCUGGUUUGAUUUGA